AUGGAUGCCAUGAGUUAUGUGCUGCGCAGAGCGGCCCGGUCACCAUUCUCGGAUGAGAUUGAAUGUGCUCAAAUGCUGAGGAGAUUUAGCAGACCACCAUUUAUCUCGUAUGAUGGGAAGACAGAUCCCGUUGAGCACGUGGCUGUAAGUACUUUCAGGCUGGGUCUACUUAAAGAUUCGAAGUUACGUGACUUAUUAACUAAGAGGCCUCCAGAGAAUAUGCGGCAACUUAUGAGACGUAUUGAAGUAUAUAAAAGGCUAGAAGAUGAUUGGGCGCAAAGUAAAGGAAAAGCACUUAUCGCAUCGCAAUACACGAAGGAGUCUCGUAUUAAGAGGAGAUUAGCAGGUAGCGAGACAAUGUUUAGUGAAGAGGUGAAACAAAGGAAAGAAGUUGAGGAAGCACUAGUGAAAGAGAGAGAAGAACUUGAAAAGUUGAAGAAUCUGAAAGACCAAAUGAUGGAAGAACUUCGGAUUGCCAAAGAAGAAAAAGCAUUAUUAAAGAGCCAAAAUGAAGUGUUACAAAAAGAGAGAGAUGAGUUGCAGAUUGAGCGUGACAAUGCACUGCAAGAAGCUGAAGGGUUGAGAAGUAAACAAGCGGAGGCCUCUAUACAAAUGUUUGAGUUCUUGCCCUCUGAGAUUGAAGAAGCUACUCAAGGCUUUGAUGAUUCCCUUAUAAUUGGACGAGGAGGAUAUGGGAACGUUUAUAAAGGUCUCCUGCGUCAAAACCAAGUUGCUAUAAAGAGUCUAAAAUCUAAUGGCUCGCAAGGCCCCUCAGAAUUCGGAAUGGAGGUUCGCGCAUUGAGUCAGCUGACGCAUCCCAAUCUAGUCAGACUUAUUGGAUAUUGUUCAGAAGCUUCUGUCCUCGUCUAUGAGUAUCAUCCCAAUGGAAACCUUGAAGAUCGGCUCAACUGCAAGAACGAAAGUACUCCAUUAUCAUGGCAAACUCGAAUACACAUUGUCACAGAGUUGUGCUCCGUCCUCGUUUAUCUUCAUUCUAGAAAACCUCACAGCAUAGUACAUGGUGAUUUGAAACCCUCUAAUAUUCUUCUUGAUGCCAACUUUAAGAGUAAACUUAGUGACUUUGGACUCUGCCGUAUAUUAUGCCAUGAAAGAAGAUCAAGCAACGAUACAACACAGUGUCAUUUUACAGACCCAAAGGGCACUUUCCAUUACAUAGAUCCCGAGUUUUGUGAAACAAGAAAGCUUACUAGGAAGUCAGACGUUUACUCAUUUGGAGUCAUAUUACUACAAUUGUUGACGGGCCAGAGACCACACUUCGAAAUGGAAAACGACGUGCAAGUUGCCUUAGAUGCUGGAAAGUUGCCAUCCCUCUUGGAUCCUUUGGCUGGAGACUGGCCAAUUAAGACUGCUGAAGAGUUGGCUCACUUGGCCUUGAGGUGUUGUGACAGGUACCAAAGGAACCGACCAGACCUUAGCUUAGAGGUCAGGAAGGUACUUGAACCAAUGAGAGCUUCAUGUGUGGCCUCAUCCUCAUCCCCAGGCCAUAAGAGGAAAUAUCUUCAAGUUCUAGCGGCAGACUCUAGUACAAGGUUUUUUACAUCAAGCAGAGGCUUUGAGGAGACGGCUGGACAGUAGGCAUAACACGUCAGGCAGGAUGAAUCUAAUUUCUAAGCUUGCACACUGUAAAUAUUCUAAAUUCCUGAUCACAAUGACGGAAGAAGACUCUAGUUUCAAACUAGGAACACUACAACCAAGCACCAGACAAUUUAAAGCUCUACAAAAACAAUAACAGGAGUUAUUGAUUUGAACACCAUCUUCAUGCAUGUGCUUAUAAAAUCUUUCUUUCUUCCCUUUUGGAAAUGAUCAAGAGAUUUCUU
Molecule: messenger RNA, 1838 nt
Organism: Quercus lobata
Lineage: Eukaryota; Viridiplantae; Streptophyta; Magnoliopsida; Fagales; Fagaceae
Product: U-box domain-containing protein 33-like
Exons: 5
Coding region: 1-1596 (531 amino acids)
Biological process (GO): protein phosphorylation
Molecular function (GO): protein kinase activity; ATP binding
Source: RefSeq, a predicted model, not a curated record